GCCCUGGAGCCCCAGAUCGCACCACAGUGCCUGCAGCCAGCUCCUGCACUCAGACUCCAGCCACACUCCUGCUCAGCGCCAUGGCCCCAGCCACACGUCCUCUCCUGAGUGCAGCGCUGCUGUUGCUGCUGCUGUUGGCCACCAGCCACCAAGCUACAGGGACAAUUAUGGCCAGUGAACUGCGCUGUAAGUGCCCGAAAACCAUACCAAGGAUUGCUUUGGAGGAAAUCCAGAGCUUGAAGGUGACGCCCUCAGGACCCCACUGCACCCAGACAGAAGUCAUAGCCACUCUCAAGGAUGGUAGAGAAGUUUGUCUGGAUCCUGAAGGCCCUAGGCUUCAGAAGAUCAUCCAAAAGAUCCUGAAGACAAAGACCGCCAGCUCCAGCUGAGCCAGGAAAGGAUGGAGGACCUGCCUGCAGAGCAAAGAGGAAAGGAACGACUCUGCCCGUGGCCAUCGAGAUGAGGCUUCUCCUGCUGGCUUUGAACAACUUCUGAAAGUCCAUAUUUAUUGAUUUUCCCCGAAUUCUAUGCUGAUAUUUUACAUGUAAAAUAACUAAGGGUAUAGUUGGAUCUACUUGCAAGAUGCCAUAGUAUUUGCUGUUUAUUUAAUAUGAAGUCUAAAUUUAAUCAGUCCCCAUUCUUAAUUUGAAGAUUUUCAUUUUUACAUUAAUAUUCCGAGGCAACCAUUCCCUGCUGACCAUUGUGAUGGUAGCUGGGGUAGUCAACAGGCAAAGGAAGUCAUUCCAAUGCAGGGAAUGCGUGUGCAAUCUGCUUUUGUAUCGAUAAAGGCUUAUCAGUUGUUAUUUAUUGAAAUGGUUUCACAGUGUUACAAUGAAUGAUCAACUUUGUGUUGAAGCUUAAAGAAUUGUAAUAUUUUAUAUAUUCCUUAGACAUUUUAAGUGAUUUCUGUAAGUCAUAAUGCCUAUUUAAUGCUUCUGUGUCUUAGAACUGAGAAGUUUAAAUAUUUAUUGGUAUUUUUACAAAGAAAAUAAAGUAUUUAAAAAUAA
Molecule: messenger RNA, 1007 nt
Organism: Alexandromys fortis (reed vole)
Lineage: Eukaryota; Metazoa; Chordata; Mammalia; Rodentia; Cricetidae
Product: C-X-C motif chemokine 3-like
Exons: 4
Coding region: 81-389 (102 amino acids)
Biological process (GO): immune response; defense response; chemotaxis
Cellular component (GO): extracellular region
Molecular function (GO): chemokine activity
Source: RefSeq, a predicted model, not a curated record